Eruca vesicaria subsp. sativa (arugula) is the source of this 3007-nucleotide messenger RNA. Lineage: Eukaryota; Viridiplantae; Streptophyta; Magnoliopsida; Brassicales; Brassicaceae. The record is from the annotation of a GenBank genome assembly.
CACCAAUCACCAUCAACAUCACCAUAGCCCAGCCACCACUCUUCUCUCUCUCUAGAAACAGAGCUGAUUCUGUUUUUUUUUUCUUUCAAUCAAACUGUUGUGUUUACUGAUAUUGGAUGAUUCACUAGCUCAUUCUGUUUCACUGCUGCAUUUUUUAAUUAUUCCGAUGGAUCGUAAAAGUUGGCCAUGGAAGAAGAAAACACCUACAGCCACGGAAGUUCAUGACCAACAGGAAAAUGGGAAGAAGCCUAGCUAUAUACAAAUCUCCUUUGAUCAAUACUCUCAUCUCAAUACCUUAAAGGACCAAGUUCACAACUACCAGGAACAAGUUCUCAAACUAGAAGAUAACAUCAAAGAUUUGGAUUCAAAGCUAUCCACAGCUAAUGCAGAUAUAACAGCCAAGGAAGCUUUGGUCAAACAACACUCCAAAGUCGCUGAAGAAGCUGUCACAGGCUGGGAGAAAGCAGAAGCAGAAGCUUCUUCUUUAAAAACUCAUCUCGAAACCGUUACUCUCGCCAAGCUCACUGCUGAAGACAGGGCUGAGCAUUUAGAUGGAGCGCUAAAAGAGUGUAUGAGACAGAUAAGGAGUCUCAAGGAAGAAAACGAACAGAAGCUGAAUGAUGUUACUGUAAGCAAGACCAACGAGAUGGAGAGGCUUAAGGAUGAGUUUGAGUUCAGGAUUAGGGAGUUUGAGGAGGAGUUACUUCGGUCAGCAGCUGAAAACGACGCACUAUCCAGGUCGUUGCAGGAAAGGUCAAACGUGGUUGUGAGGAUAAGUGAAGAGAAGUCACGAGCAGAGUCUGAGACUGAGCAUCUUAAGAGCAACAUAGAGUCUUGUGAGAGGGAGAUCAACACUUUGAAGUAUGAAACUCAUGUGAUUGUUAAAGAGUUGGAGAUACGUAACGAGGAGAAGAAUAUGAGUAUGAGAUCUGCUGAAGCAGCGAACAAGCAGUGUUUGGAAGGUGUUAAGAAAAUUGCAAAGCUGGAAGCUGAGUGCCAGAGACUACGGAGUCUAGUGAGGAAGAAACUUCCUGGUCCUGCUGCACUUGCGCAGAUGAAAAUGGAGGUUGAGAGUUUGGGGAGAGGAGACUAUGGAGAUUAUAGACAGAGAAGGUCACCGGGUAGACCGUCUAGUCCUCUCAUGUCUCCUAUGUCACACAUGGGUUCCGAGUUCUCGUUUGAUAAUAAUAUGCAGAAGUUUCAUAGAGAAAAUGAUUUGUUGACAGAGCGGUUACUUGCCAUGGAAGAAGAGACGAAGAUGUUGAAAGAAGCAUUGGCGAAGCGUAAUAGUGAGCUUCAAGUUUCGAGGAACGUCUGUGCUAAGACAGCAAAUAGGCUUCAAACAUUGGAAGCUCAGAUGAUGAGUAAAACUCUUAGUAUGGCUUCAAUGUCUGAGGACGGAAACGAAGAUGUUAGAAGUAUUGCUGGGUCUUUGAUGUCUGGACUCUCUCAAACCAACAAGGAUAAAAACAGUGCGAAGAUUAAGAAGACUGAGAGUGCUAACCAGUUGGAGCUUAUGGACGACUUUCUAGAAAUGGAAAAGCUAGCUUGUCUACCAAAUGGUGAGAACACAAAUGGUCACUUGAGUACAGAUUCUGACGCUGAGAUUCUACCAGCGACGCAGCUUAAGAAAAGAAUUACUACUUUGCUUCAAUCUCUCCCCAAAGAUGCUGCGUUGGAGAAGGUUUUGGCAGAGAUACAAUGUGCCAUUGAAGAUGCAGGUGGUGUUAAGCUGCCUUGUGAAUGUCAUGGACCUAAUGUAAACGGUCAUACAGAAGAAAAGGAGAUAGCUAUGUCAGAUGAGACCAUGGAGGAUAAAGUUAAUCAAGAAUUGGCUCAUGCUUUUUCUCAUAUUCACCAAUUUUUUACCUACCUUUCGAAAGAAGCAACCCCGAGUCAUGAUACAUUCUCCCAAAAGGUUCAAGAGUUCUGUGUCACAUAUGACAGAGUCUUGUCCAAGGAGAAAACUCUGGUCGACUUUGUGUUUGAUCUCUCUCGAGUUUUAGCCGAAGCUAGUGAACUGAAAAUUAACGUGAUGAGAUUUAACGCAUCUGAAGCUGAGAUUCACAGCCCUGAUUGCAUUGAUAAAGUGGCUCUACCGGAAAACAAAGCACUUCUCCAGAAAGAUUCAUCAGGUGAACAUUACCAGAAUGGUUGUUGUAAGAGCUCUGAUUCCGAGAUUCAAGAUGAUUGCAUUGUAACAUCUGGCUAUGAACCUAAGCUCCCUUGUAAAUUUACAUCAGAAGAGUUUGAAGAACUGAAGCUCGAGAAAGAAAAAGCAGAGACCAAACUUGCAAGCUGUGAAGCAGAUCUUGAAGCAACCAAGUCAAAACUACAAGAAACGGAGCAACUUCUUGCUGAAGUCAAAUCAGAUUUGGAAUCUACUCAAAAGUCUAAUGACAUGGCCGAGACACAGCUCAAGUGCAUGGUUGAAUCAUACAGAUCUCUCGAAACUAGAUCAGCAGAGCUUGAAGUCGAGUUAAGUUCUCUUAAAGGCAAGCUCGGAAACUUAGAAGAUGAGCUUCAGGACGAAAAGGAAAAUCACCGUGAGGCUUUAACCAAAUGUCAAGAACUCGAGGAGCAAUUACAAAGAAACAACCAAAACUGUCAGACGUGUUCAGUAACUGAAGCUGAUCCCAAAAGCAAACAGGACAAUGAAUUAGCAGCUGCUGCGGAGAAGCUACAAGAGUGUCAAGAGACUAUAUUGCUUCUUGGGAAGCAACUUAAGUCUAUAUGUCCUCAAACAGAACAGGUUGCUUCUUCUCCAAGACAAGAACAAACCCUAAACCUAAAAGAAGACAACGAGAGCGCUAAUUCUACUAAUUCUCAAGACAGCAGGUUGAGUUCGGCUUCAGAUAAAGAAGCACCAUCGAUGACUACAAUGAGAUCUCCGGUUGGACCGAAACAUAGACACACCAAGUCAAACGCAUCCUCGUCCUCGUUUGGGUUUACCCCUCAGAAACACUCUAGAGGAUUCAGCAGGUUCUUCUCCUCUAAAGCAAAGUAA